UAUAGCUAACCCUAAUCGGUGAUAGCUUACUUGUCCAGGUAAACCCCAAGUUAUUUCCUCUAGUAACAGGGAGCUUUCUUCAAAAUACUUUUGAUUGGACACUACCAUUAAAUUUUCAGCCAUGGUGCUCGAGGCUACCAUGAUCUGUAUCGAUAAUUCUGAAUGGAUGAGAAAUGGUGAUUAUUCACCUGCAAGGUUUCAAGCACAAGCUGAUGCCGUGAAUCUGAUAUGUGGAGCAAAAACACAGUCCAAUCCGGAGAAUACUGUGGGAGUGUUAACCAUGGCAGGAAAAGGGGUACGUGUUUUGGUCACUCCUACGAGCGAUCUGGGAAAGAUCUUGGCUUGCAUGCAUGGCUUAGAAAUAGGAGGUGAGAUGAACUUGGCUGCUGGGAUCCAGGUAGCUCAGCUGGCUCUUAAGCAUCGCCAAAACAAAAAGCAGCAACAAAGAAUUAUUGUUUUUGCUGGAAGUCCAGUCAAACAUGACAAGAAAUUAUUGGAAGCAAUAGGAAGGAAAUUAAAAAAGAAUAGCGUGUCUCUUGAUAUUGUUGAUUUUGGUGAAGAAGAUGAUGGGAAGCCAGAGAAGCUCGAAGCUCUCCUUUCUGCUGUAAAUAACAAUGAUAGCAGCCACAUUGUUCAUGUUCCUCCCGGUCCCAAUGCUCUUUCUGAUGUGCUUAUAAGCACACCUAUAUUUACUGGAGAUGGGGAAGGAGGAAGUGGUUUUGCAGCCGCUGCAGCAGCAGCAGCUGCAGCAGGUGGUGUGUCUGGAUUUGACUUUGGUGUGGAUCCCAACUUGGAUCCUGAAUUAGCUCUUGCCCUAAGGGUUUCAAUGGAAGAGGAGAGGGCAAGGCAAGAAGCUGCUGCAAAGAGGGCAGCAGAGGAAGCUACAAGACAAGAAAAAGGAGAACAGCCAUCAAAUUCACAGGAUACAGCUAUGACUGACCGUGGUACCAUUAUGGCUCCUGAAGCAGAAAGCAAAAGAAAUGAUCUAAUGGAUGAUGAGACUGCAUUAUUAGAGCAGGCUCUUGCAAUGUCCAUGGAUGAUCCUAGGUCUGGUCACCCUGCAGAUGCAGAUAUGUCCGAGGCAACUGCAGAGGAUCAAGAUUUGGCUUUUGCCCUUCAAAUGUCUGUGCAAGAUAAUGUGAAUGAUUCAGCAACUCAGACAGAGAUGACCAAGGCGUUGGGCGACCAGUCUUUUGUGUCAUCUAUACUUGCUUCGCUUCCAGGAGUUGAUCCAAAUGACCCAUCCGUGAAAGAUUUGCUCGCAUCACUGCAGGGCCAGUCUGAGCAAAAGGAUGAAGAUAAACCACCAAAUGAUGAGGAAAAAUGAUUGUGCUUGAUAGCUGCUGACUCUGAGGUAUUCUGGGGACAAAGUCUUCCAUCAUGAUUGAAAAUAGAAUAUAUGACUCGAAACCAUAAGAGUGUCUUGUACUAUUGAUCCUUGUGACGCAGCAGCUGUUGCUUUGUUUGUUUGUUUAGAUUAAAAAGUAUUGGGCUUUGGAAGACUGAAAAAGUUGAUUAGGAGGUUGUCCAAACAGAAUAUUUUGCUUCCUUACAAUCAAUCUUCUUUAGAUGUUUGUUUUGACACUUGCACUUGUAAUUAUUGAAGUUUGGUUCUUU
This is a messenger RNA of Telopea speciosissima, 1617 nucleotides long. RefSeq names its product 26S proteasome non-ATPase regulatory subunit 4 homolog. Bases 122 to 1327 code for a protein of 401 amino acids. The transcript has 12 exons. Gene Ontology annotation, biological process: proteasome-mediated ubiquitin-dependent protein catabolic process. NCBI's taxonomy places the organism in Eukaryota, Viridiplantae, Streptophyta, Magnoliopsida, Proteales, Proteaceae. The record is from RefSeq and is a predicted model, not a curated record. Gene Ontology annotation, molecular function: polyubiquitin modification-dependent protein binding. Gene Ontology annotation, cellular component: nucleus; proteasome regulatory particle, base subcomplex; cytosol.